CGCAAGGAGAAGUGGUGCGUGUCCAUGAAUGGGGGAGAAGCUGAGCUGGAAGUGGGGAGUUUUUCCAGAGGAACUUUGGGCUGGACCGUGCAGGGAGAGUGGAGAGAGUGGAUCCCGGAGCCCGGACCCCGGACCCCCCUCCCCACCCCCUCCGUGCGUGUGUGUGGCUCUGCCCCGGCUCUGCGCUCCGGCUCCGUCUGUGUGAGCAGCAAUGGCGCUGCGCUCUCUCCGGCUCCUUCCUCCUCCAUGGCUGCUGCUGCUGCCGCUGCUGCUGCUCCGCGGAGCGCAGCUCGGCCUGGGCUGCCCCAGCCGCUGCCUCUGCUUCAGGACCACGGUCCGGUGUAUGCACCUGAACCUGGAGACGGUGCCGGCCGUGUCCCCGCAGACCACCAUCCUAGACCUGAGGUUCAACAAAAUCAGGGAUUUACAGCUGGGCUCCUUCAAGCGGUUAAAGAACCUCAACACACUCCUCCUUAACAAUAAUAGUAUACGAAGGAUUCCCAGGGGAGCAUUUGAAGACUUGGAAAACCUCAAAUAUCUCUAUUUGUACAAGAAUGAAAUCCAAUCAAUUGACAGACACGCAUUUAAGGGGCUUGUCUCUCUUGAGCAACUGUACCUGCACUUCAACAACAUUGAUUCUUUGGAGCCAGAAUCAUUCACCCAUCUGCCCAAGCUGGAGCGACUGUUUUUGCACAACAACAGAAUCGCUCAUCUUGUUCCUGGAACCUUCUCGCAUCUGCAGGCCAUGAAGCGACUGCGGCUGGACUCCAACGCGCUGAGCUGCGACUGUGAGCUGCUGUGGCUGGCCGACCUGCUGAAGCAGUACGCCGAGUCGGGGAACGCCCAGGCCGCCGCCACCUGCGACCACCCCAGCCGGCUGCAGGGCCGGUCCGUGGCCACGCUCACCGCCCAGGAGCUGAACUGUGAGGUGCCGAGGAUCACCUCCGAGCCCCAGGACGUGGACGUGACUUCAGGAAACACCGUCUACUUCACCUGCAGGGCUGAAGGCAACCCCAAACCGCAGAUCAUCUGGCUCAGGAACAACAAUGCUCUAAACAUGCGUGACGACACCCGUCUCAACCUGCUGGAAGACGGGACGCUGAUGAUCCAGGACACCCGGGAGACGGACCAGGGAGUGUACCAGUGCAUGGCCAAGAACGUGGCCGGAGAAGUCAAGACGUCGCAGGUCACGCUGCGAUACUUUGGGACGCCGUCACGUCCGAGUUUCGUGAUCCAGCCCCAGACCACGGAGGUGCUGGUGGGCGAGAGCGUGACCCUGGAGUGCAGCGCCACGGGUCAGCCGCAGCCCAGAGUGUCCUGGACCAGGGGGGACCGCACCCCCCUCCCCAACGACCCCCGCAUCAACAUCACCCCCUCCGGAGGGCUCUACAUCCAGAACGUGGACCAGGCGGAUGCAGGGCAGUACACCUGCUUCGCCUCCAAUAAUGUGGACACCAUACAUGCCACAGCCCUCAUCAUCGUACAAGCGACGCCGCAGUUCACCGUCACACCGCAGGACCAGUCGGCCCUGGAGAGCCAGACGGUAGAUUUCCCCUGCGAGGCCAGUGGAAACCCUCACCCAGUGAUUGCCUGGACUCGAGGGGGAAGUCCUUUACCUCUGGACCGACGUCACAUCAUCCUGUCCUCCGGGACGCUGCGCAUCACGUCGGUGGCGGCCCACGACGAGGGCCACUACGAGUGCCAGGCCGUCAACCCGGUCGGGAUCGUACGCACCGGAGUGCAGCUGAGCAUUGAGCAGAGAGUAACGCCUGUUUUCACAAAUGCUCCAAGGGACCUGACUGUGGAGUCUGGCCAGGAUGUGCAGAUUCCCUGCAGCGCUCAGGGCCAGCCGCAGCCGGCCCUCACCUGGAACAAGGAUGGUGUCCAGGUGACGGAGAGCGGGAAAUUCCACAUCAGCCCCGAGGGCUACCUGGAGGUGAAGGACGUGGGCACUGCGGAUGCUGGGCGUUACGAGUGCGUCGCCCGCAACCCCAUUGGCUACCAGGUGGUGAGCAUGGUGCUCACAGUCACGGUGCCCGCCGUCAGCAGGGAGGGCGACACCUUCGUCAGCUCCUCCAUAGAGCAGGCCAUCCGAAACGUGGACAGCGCCAUCGAAUCCACCAGGAGACGUCUCUUUGAUGGUCAGCCUCGCACCCCAGGAGAGCUGCUGGCUCUUUUCCGGUACCCGCGUGACCCCUACACGGUGGAGCAGGCCCGAGCCGGAGAGAUCUUCGAACAGACGCUGCUGCUCAUCCAGAACCACGUCAACCAGGGCCUCAUGGUCGACACCAACGGCACCGCAUUCCGCUACAACGACCUGGUCUCCCCGCACUUCCUGGAGGUGAUCGCUAACCUCUCCGGCUGCACGGCCCACCGCCGCAUCAACAACUGCUCCGACAUCUGCUUCCACCAGAAGUACCGCACGCACGACGGCACCUGCAACAACCUGCAGCACUCCAUGUGGGGCGCCUCGCUCACCGCCUUCGAGCGGCUGCUGAAGUCCGUCUACGACAACGGCUUCAACCUGCCCCGGGGCGCCACCGAACUGCACCACAACCGCUACCGGCUGCCGCUGCCGCGCCUGGUGUCCACCACCAUGAUCGGCACGGAGACCAUCACCCCCGACGACCGCUACACCCACAUGCUCAUGCAGUGGGGGCAGUUCCUGGACCACGACAUGGACGCCACCGUGGCCGCCCUGAGCCAGUCGCGCUUCUCCGACGGCCAGCUGUGCGCGCAGGUGUGCACCAACGACCCGCCGUGCUUCCCCAUCCAGUUCCCGGCCAACGACCAGCGGCAGCUGCGCACCGGCGCCCGCUGCAUGUUCUUCGUGCGGUCCAGCCCCGUGUGCGGCAGCGGGAUGACGUCGCUGCUCAUGAACAGCGUGUAUCCCAGAGAGCAGAUCAACCAGCUCACCUCCUACAUCGACGCCUCCAACGUUUACGGCAACUCCCGCCACGAAUCCAACGAAAUCCGGGAUCUGGCCAGCCACAGGGGGCUGCUCCGCCAGGGGAUCAUCCAGCGCACGGGGAAGCCCCUGCUGCCCUUCGCCACGGGGCCGCCCACCGAGUGCAUGAGGGACGAGAACGAGAGUCCCAUCCCCUGCUUCUUAGCCGGAGACCACCGGGCCAAUGAGCAGCUGGGCCUGACCGCCAUGCACACGGUGUGGUUCCGGGAGCACAACCGCAUCGCCACCGAGCUGCUGAGACUCAACCCCCACUGGGACGGGGACACCAUCUACCACGAGGCCCGCAAGAUCGUGGGCGCCCAGAUGCAGCACAUCACCUACAGCCACUGGCUGCCCAAGGUUCUAGGUGACGCGGGCAUCAAGAUGAUGGGACCGUACGCCGGCUAUGACCCCAACGUCAACGCCGCCAUCUUCAACGCGUUCGCCACGGCGGCGUUCCGCUUCGGACACACCCUCAUUAACCCCAUACUCUACAGGCUGAACGAGAACUUCGAGCCCAUCCCUCAGGGACACAUCUCCCUGCACCGAGCCUUCUUCUCCCCGUUCCGGAUCGUGAACGAGGGCGGCAUCGACCCGCUCCUGCGGGGGCUCUUCGGCGUGGCGGGUAAAAUGCGUGUUUCCACGCAGCUCCUGAACACGGAGCUGACGGAGAGGCUGUUCUCCAUGGCCCACGCCGUGGCUCUGGACCUGGCCGCCAUGAACAUCCAGAGGGGGAGGGACCACGGGAUACCGCCCUACAACGACUACCGGACCUUCUGCAACCUGACCUCGGCUCACUCCUUCGAAGAUCUGAGGAACGAAAUAAAGAACCCAGAAGUCAGAGAUAAACUACAGAGGCUGUACGGCACACCGCUGAACGUGGACCUGUUCCCGGCGCUGAUGGCUGAAGACCUGGUUCCUGGCAGCCGGCUGGGCCCCACCCUCAUGUGUCUGCUGGCCAUGCAGUUCAGACGCCUGCGCGACGGCGACAGGUUCUGGUAUGAAAACCCGGGCGUGUUCACCCCCGCCCAGCUGACCCAGCUGAAGCAGGCGUCUCUGGCCCGCGUGCUGUGUGACAACGGCGACAACAUCACCCGCGUCCAGCAGGACGUGUUCUCCGUGGCCGAGCUGCCGCACGGCUACGGCAGCUGCAGCGACAUCCCGCAGCUGGACCUGCGCAUGUGGCAGGACUGCUGCGAGGACUGCAGAACCAAAGGUCAGUUCAACGCGCUGUCGUACCACUUCAGAGGGCGGAGGUCAGCUGAGCACAGCUACAAAGAGGAGCAGGCUGACAACAGCAUCCACGAGAAGAGCUCUGUGAAAGAAGCACAGGGAAGUCUUUCAAACGUUACCGUCACCCCCAAAAAAAGCAGCGAACCCUCAAUCGGCGAUUUCCAGGAUUUUGUGUCCGACAUGCAAAAGACCAUCACAGGCUUACGAAAGCAGAUUAGAAGACUUGAAACCCGUCUCAGCAGGACUGACUGCACUGACCAGGAGGGGCGUGAGCGAGCGGAUGGAGAACAGUGGAAAAAGGACUCGUGCUCCACGUGUGAAUGCAGAGACGGCCAGGUGACCUGCUUCGUGGAGACGUGUCCGCCGGCCGAGUGCGAGCGACCCGUCAAACUAAAAGGUUCCUGCUGCCCCGUCUGCCUCCAGCAGGACGUGGAGGAGAGGAAAAGCUCCGACCCCCGACACCAGUAACCGUCUGGAGCGGUCAACACCGACAACCGUGUGUCUGAACAUCACUCAUCAUGAGACGGGACUCGUGAAGGUGUGCUGAUCCACAGCCACAGUUAACCUCAAUAGACCCAACAGCCUCGCCUCACUUUGUGAUUUGUUACACUUUGUUUUUUUUUUCUUUUUUAUAUAAAUUAGGGGAGGGUGGUUUUUGUUUUAACUUUCAGUUUGCAGCCCGAGGCUCGGUUUGAAAUCCCCCCCUUCCCCCCCCGGCAAACAAGCCAGCAAACACUCCAGGGAUUUACUUGUGUAGCAAUGAAUGAAUGAAAUCUGAAGAAGAUGGACAAAGCUCUCUUCCCUGCUCACGGAGAAAGUGGAGCGAACGCUCGCUCUCCUGCGACACGAGGAGACGCAGGACCAGCUGCAGUCGACCAGCAGGAAAGGGAAGGUGAUGGAAGGGCGGCAGCAAAGUUUUCUCAGGUCAGAGAUGCCGAAAACUGGUGCUAUUUCCCCAAUUUUUAAUACGAUUUACUAAACACAAACCUUCAAAGUAUUAUCCUUUGUAUGCAAAACAACAUAUAUACACUAAGUAUAUGUCUUUUAAUGAUGCAUCACAACUAAGAGGAUUGUUUUUACGAGUAGCGUUGCUUCAUCUUUUAAUCCAUGGUGCUUUAUAUCGUGUUAUAAUGUUCUUUUUACCCUUUUUUGUAUGAAAUUGCUUACAUAUGAAGAUAAUGUGAAGCCCUACAAAAAUGUUUGUAAUGCAAAAGAAACAUGUCUACUGAUUACUGCUCCUCUGUCCACGGAUGACUCCCUUGCUUUCGCCGCCGGCCCGUACUGUGUUGGAAUGGGGUGGGGGCUGCUUCGCUCGCCGCCACGGGGCGCUCGCCGCCGCGGGGCGCUCCGUCGCACAGUUGCGCUACCAUUCAAACUUCAUUUUGCAUCCACAAAGCAGAAUUUUUCCAUUUGUGCAACUGUGGACUUAACUUUGGUAUUUUCUCAACUUCUGAAGCCAGAAAUAUGGUUCAGUAACUUCUAAAAUGACUAAAGGAAAGAGCUUGUGUAAAUGUUGUAACAGUCUGGCUUCAGUAUUCGACACGCUAACAUUACCACAGCAGUGUUCCCCCGAUCUGCACACAGUUGCUUUCUACUCCUUCUAAGUCUUCACCACAGUCAUGCAAAUACGUUAGUGCCCUUUAUCUUAAUCCUGUGUUUCUUGGUGUGUUAAUACAUAACUACAGUCAUCUGACCAGACCCAGUGUUAGUAGUGGCCAAAUGCAACCUCGGACAAUCGACUUAUAACUUUUUCACAGUGCCGUUAUUUGUAUUCUAAAAAAAUGAAUGAAA
This is a messenger RNA of Cololabis saira (Pacific saury), 5971 nucleotides long. RefSeq names its product peroxidasin. Gene Ontology annotation, molecular function: protein binding; peroxidase activity; heme binding. The transcript has 23 exons. Bases 212 to 4648 code for a protein of 1478 amino acids. Gene Ontology annotation, biological process: response to oxidative stress. The record is from RefSeq and is a predicted model, not a curated record. Lineage: Eukaryota; Metazoa; Chordata; Actinopteri; Beloniformes; Belonidae.